UCUCCAUCUCUUUCCUCUGAAACAAACACUCCCGUCCUCCUCUCCAUUCUUCUCCUUGUAGAUUUCAUUCCUCUUCGUCUUCAUCUUCUUCUGCUUGUCGUUCUAUACCCUCAAUUCCCUACAUUCACAAUGGCUACCAACAUCACCUGGCACCCUUCCCUCUCCCGCCGUGAGCGCAACCAGUUCCGCGGCCAGCGAGGUCUCACCAUCUGGCUGACCGGUCUCUCUGCCUCGGGCAAGUCGACCGUCGCCACUGCUCUUGAGCAGCACCUCCUCCACCUGGGCGUCGCCGCCUACCGUCUCGACGGCGACAACGUCCGCUUCGGCCUCAACAAGGACCUUGGCUUCUCCGAGGCCGACCGCAACGAGAACAUCCGGCGCAUCUCCGAGGUCGCUAAGCUCUUCGCUGACGCCUCCACCAUCGCCAUCACCUCCUUCAUCUCCCCCUACAAGGCCGAUCGCCAGGUCGCCCGUGAGCUGCACGCCCAGGCCACCCAGGGCGGCGACGAGGCCAUCCCCUUUGUCGAGGUCUACGUCGACGUGCCUCUCGAGAUCGCUGAGCAGCGUGACCCCAAGGGUCUCUACAAGAAGGCCCGCGCCGGUGAGAUCAAGGAGUUUACUGGCAUCUCUGCCCCUUACGAGGCCCCCGAGAACGCCGAGAUCACCAUCAAGACCCACGAGAAGUCGGUCGAGGAGUGUGUCGCCCAGAUUGUUGACUGGCUCAACGAGAAGGGCUACCUCACCAAGCACUAG
Molecule: messenger RNA, 753 nt
Organism: Fusarium falciforme
Lineage: Eukaryota; Fungi; Ascomycota; Sordariomycetes; Hypocreales; Nectriaceae
Product: Adenylyl-sulfate kinase
Exons: 2
Coding region: 130-753 (207 amino acids)
Biological process (GO): sulfate assimilation
Molecular function (GO): ATP binding; adenylylsulfate kinase activity
Source: RefSeq, a predicted model, not a curated record